Leptopilina boulardi is the source of this 2516-nucleotide messenger RNA. RefSeq lists its product as uncharacterized. Bases 198 to 1403 code for a protein of 401 amino acids. The transcript is spliced from 4 exons. The record is from RefSeq and is a predicted model, not a curated record. NCBI's taxonomy places the organism in Eukaryota, Metazoa, Arthropoda, Insecta, Hymenoptera, Figitidae.
CCACGGUCUACUUUUUACGUAAAUUCAUAACCAAAUUAUUCUCAAAUAAAUCAAAUUCAUUAAAGGUUAUUUUAUUCUGCUAUCAUAAAAAUUAAAAUAUAUUUUCAGAUAAAAAGUGACAUUUUUCAUAGAAUUUUUUUUAAUAAUAGUAAAAAUAACGAGAAAUAUUUUUUAAAAAAUUCAAUUUCGAGAAAAUCAUGAAUGUAUGUGAUGAUAAAUCUUUCUAUGAACGUAUUCUACAAUCAUAUAAGAAAAAUAACAAAAUAAAAGUAUUGGAAGUUUCAAAAGAAUUGGCUACUUCUAAAGGUGAUAAUUUUCUUAGUAAAAUUUAUAGAAUAUUUAUUAAGUAUACCAACAAUGAACACGACAAUAUAAAUACAAUUGAAGAGACGAGUUUAAUAUUUAAAAUGAAACUUGACAAUGUAUCACUAUCAGAAACUAUAAAUAAAGCAUUUAGUAUUGAAUCAAAUGUUUUUAAAAAUAUAUUGACAAAAAUUGAAAAUUACGUUCAAUGUUCAAUUGCUCCUCAUUUUUAUUACACUGAUGAUGAUUCAAAUUAUAUAGUCAUGGAAGAUCUCGUAAGAUCAGGAUAUAUUAUUGAAAAUAAACUCAAGGGUCUAAAUUUUCAACAGUGUCAUAAAGUUAUUGAAAAAAUGGCUAAAUUUCAUGCAGGAUCAGUCCUUAUUGCCGAAACGGAACCCAAAUUAUUACAACGCUAUGACAAUAUUUGCGCAUGGGAAAUAUUUCCAGAAGGUUUUUUCAAAUUUAUAAAAAAUUCAUUGAUAAGUAUAAGUAAAAAUAUUGCAGAAAAAUGGAAAGAAGAAGAAGAAUAUCAAAAAAUUGCUUGUAAAUUGAAAAAAUUAAUUGAUAAUUUAGAGACAAAAGUUAUUUCUGCAUUUAAACAUCGUGAUGAUGAAUUUUGUGUAUUAAAUCAUGGUGACUUUUGGAUUAAUAAUGUUAUGAUGCAUCAUGAUAAUGAAAAAGAAGAUUCCAUUGAUGCACGCAUGAUCGAUUUUCAAUUAGUGAUGUACACCUCACCUGCUAUUGAUUUACAGCAUUUUUUUUCAAUGUGUCCUGAAUUAGAAAUAAAAGAAAAUAAAUAUGAAUAUUUUCUUGAAAUUUAUUUGACAAUAUUAACAAAAACAAUGGAGAAAAUAGGUUGUAAAACAAAAGCACCGACAAUGGAAGAAAUAAAUGAAGCAAUGAGAAUAAGGGGAGUGCAUUCAGUUGUCACUGGAUUAAUUUUUUAUCCCGGUGUACAUGCUAAUAGUGAAAAUAUAGAAGAUUUUACAGAAGUAAUGUCAGAAGGUGAAACUAACGUGGAUGUUUUUAGAUGUUCUUCAGCAGUUGAAAUAGUACAAAAAUUCUCUCGAAUUAUCAAUGAUAAAGGUUAUCUCGACUAAAUAUAUAUCUUGGUUAUUAUUUCAUUUAAAUAAAAAUUAUUUUAAUCAAAAAUAUAGUUAAACAAAUUUUCUAACCAAAAAAAUUAGACUUGAAAAAAAGAUCUAAUAAAUAUCAAGAUUGCAAAAGUGUCGUUAUAAAAUGUAAAUAUUUGACGAAAAAUUCUUCGAUAUCAAAUCGCAAGUGUAAAUAUUGAAUACGAUGAAAAUUCAGUAGUUAUAUUUGCAUUUUGUAAAGGAAAUUGUUGCAUUUUGACAUUGAUUGAUCUACAAUCUAUAUUACAUAAUCGUUUUAGAAAAGUUAAUACAGUGUUGCACCCUUGCAACAUCCGUCAAAUCACCCAUGAAAAAAAUAUACCGCAAAGCAUUAAGAGGAUGACCCUCGAUCUACGUUUUCAUUGAAAUGUAAUUUAAUUUUCAAAAAAAAAAAAUAUUUUUUUCGGAGAAACGAAUAAUUAUUCAAAACUAUUUCUGGCAUAAGAAUAGAAAAAAAACCCUCAAAAUUCCAAUCAAAAACAAAAUUUUCUAAAAAAAAUCAGAAAUAGAGAACAAUAAUUUUUAUUCUCAACUCCGCUAAGUAGACAAAUAAUUACUUUUUAAUUAUUACAAGACUUUGGUGAAAAUACUCCUUUUAAAAGACAGAAAAAGCAUUACAAUUCUGUUGAUCGUCUGUGAUAGCAACGAGUGCAUCAAACAUGGCGACCAAGCAGACAAAACAAAAAUCCAGAGUGGCUAGACCAGACGAGGACUAGACGACCUCGUUGCUGGGGGUGGGGGGGGUGGCAACCGCGGGGGCGGUUCAGAUCAAGGGGUUGGCGCGACCCGGCACUGGGAGGUGGCAGAUUACGGAGCCUCCGACAUUCACGGUAACCAAACCCAAUGGAAUUUGAUCAUAGAAAGCUUUUUCUUUAUUUUUUUUUUCGUUUUACUUUACGUUCAGCACCUUUGACUCAACCCCUGUAUAUAGUUAAUUCAUAAAAAUUAAAACUGGGUCUGUAUUCAUUACACGGACGGAAAAUUUUUCUUCAUGACAAUGUCUUUUUGAAUUAAUUAAAAUAUAUUUUUAUUUAUUUUGUACUUACUGAAAAAAAAAAUUUAUUUGAUUCAAAUACUUGA